UUUCGCCGACGGGUUUACCGCGUGAGCGGAGCAGCGGGGAGAGGCUUAGGCGGCGGCAACCGCUGAUUGGCAGCCAAGGGGUUCACUCCCUAUCGCCUGCUCGAACUGAACCAGCCCAGCCAAUCGGAGUGAGGGCUGACAGGAACGACCCAAUCCCAGAGCUGGGCUGAGGGUGGGGGCGGGGACAAGUGGCCCUGGCGGACUUGGCACUGGCGCUGUCCUGGGGGAGCUGGUUUGUGGAUGUUGCUGAUACUCUUGCUGCAGUAGUACUGGGUCCUCAGGCAGAGCACCCUCUCUUUGAGGGGAAUCAUGAGCCGCUUCCUGAACGUGUUACGGAGCUGGCUGGUUAUGGUAUCCAUCAUAGCCAUGGGGAAUACGCUCCAGAGCUUCCGAGACCACACCUUUCUCUAUGAAAAGCUCUACACUGGCAAGCCAAACCUUGUGAAUGGCCUUCAAGCCCGGACCUUUGGGAUCUGGACGCUGCUCUCAUCUGUGAUUCGCUGCCUCUGCGCCAUUGACAUCCACAACAAAACACUCUAUCACAUCACACUGUGGACAUUCCUCCUCGCCCUGGGACACUUCCUCUCCGAGCUGUUUGUGUUUGGGACAGCAGCUCCCACAGUUGGCGUGCUGGCACCCCUGAUGGUGGCAAGUCUCUCAAUCCUGGGUAUGCUGGUUGGGCUCCGGUAUCUAGAAGCAGAACCAGUCUCCAGGCAGAAGAAGAGAAACUGAAACUGAGGCCCGACCUUGCCACCUCCAAAAAUGUCACCGUCUUCCGCCUCUGCUCUCUUCGUUCUUCAUCCUCUGUC
This is a messenger RNA of Phodopus roborovskii (desert hamster), 809 nucleotides long. RefSeq names its product ergosterol biosynthesis 28 homolog (gene Erg28). The transcript has 5 exons. Gene Ontology annotation, molecular function: protein-macromolecule adaptor activity. NCBI's taxonomy places the organism in Eukaryota, Metazoa, Chordata, Mammalia, Rodentia, Cricetidae. Gene Ontology annotation, cellular component: membrane; endoplasmic reticulum. The coding region runs from base 310 to 732 and encodes 140 amino acids. The record is from RefSeq and is a predicted model, not a curated record.